CGCGUCGACGUCUGACGAAAAACAGACGUCAAAGAGAAAAUAAUUUUCCAAAAUAUACGUUUUUCAAUCCAGAACAUAAUGAUAUAGUGCUAAAACAUCACAGUGUUUUUCAUAAUAUUGUUUUCUUUAGCGUGUUUUGUUUUAAAUGCCUCAAUAAAGCUUUCCUAGUCACAACAACAGAUAUGUAAAUAAAUAAUAACAAUCUAAACAAACGUUGAAAGACUGAAAUGAGAUGUAAGAUGAUAUGACACAAGCGAGCUGAAACAGCGCUAUGGUCGCCCGUAGCGCUCCCACACCAUGACAGACGAAGAAAUUGUACCCCCAACCUUCGCUGAGAAACUUCUAUUUUACACAACAGCCACUUUUGUUCUACUUGGGACGUUCAGCCUUUUCGCGUUCCUCUUCCUUGUACCAUUUGUUAUAGAACCAGCCUUCACCACAAUAUUCAUGCAAUUCGAUCCAGUCGCAGCACUAUGUGUUACGACAGGGGUAAAGCAUCUCGUUGGCGCCAGCAACUGCUCCUGGGCAUCGUGCAGGGAAGGUUGCACCAAGGAUCUCUUUGAGUGCACCCAGAUUCGCGUCAACUACAAAUUGGGCAUAUACCCUAAUGUAACGCCUACUGAAGACUUGGAAACUUUAAUUAGAGAAGAACGGGCGCUGAGAAAAGACUACGAUUACGAAAACUACGAGGUUGCAGCUGAUAAAUCGUAUCCAGAAAUGGGGGAGGAAGAUCUACCUGAUGCCAUACCAACAGGGCUACAAGGCAACGACUCCGAAUGGUACUUCACUGGUGCUCGACUGUUUCCAAACGUGAAAGGUUGUGGGUACCCACCUAUCCUCAAUUGUACGAUCUUCUACGCGAAGCACAAACCAAUCGGCAACAAUUAUACUUGCUAUUACAGCCGCGUGGACCCAGGAUUGGUAAUCACUGAGCUGGAUAUGUGGCAGAAUACUUUAAACCUGGUGUAUGCCAUGGCAAUACCUAUACCGUCAUUCAUAAUAUCCGUGAUAUAUUUGACGUUUGCUUACUUUAAGAUUUAUAAUACUGAGGAAGAGUCUGAACAAGCGCCAUUGAAGAGCGAUGCUGAGGCGAUGGCUACUGGUGAUGAUGAGAAACCAACAACCCCAGGAUCUGAUACGUUUAGAGAGGAUCUGGCCUGUUUUGGACAUCAGCUGAAGAUGCAACUGGCUAAUGAGAAGCCUAAAGAGGGCUUUGAGUCCAAUAGUCCGCCAAUUUCUAAUUCUGCUUCAUUGUCUGGGACCAAGUCAUCGUUCGUGAACGCCUAACGUGACUAACAACAAAUAACACAGAGAUGACAGGAUUCCUGAAGAGGUGGCUUUGGAUACAGAGUGCAUCACGAGAUGAGCUGAACAAUAUGAACAAACUUUAUGAUCUAUAUUGUGCUCCAUAUGUGAUUUAUAACACGCUUGAGUAUUGCUGUUCUUCUCAUUCAAUUCUGUAAGAGUGCAAGAGUGAGAAGGUAGGAUAGACACAGUAUGAAAGCACGACUUUGAGAAGGUCGAAAACGGGCGAAAGAUUUUUUUUAUAACGCGUUGUGAAAUAAAAAGUAAUACUGAAUAUUAUGGCGGUGAUGUCUCUUGUUUUGGAGAUUUUAAUAUUUGAUUUUAAUAAAAUAUACUGGACUGGAUAAUUUAAAAUUAUACAAUAAUUUUAAUGAUAAUAAUAAUCUUCUUGAUGACGAUAAUAUCUAAUUAAGUUUAUCCAAUUUUUCUAUUACUGUUAAGUGCUAUAACUAAAGGUAAUUUAUUAAGUCAUUUUUCAUUGUUAUUAACUACCUUUCAUGGAGAAUUAUUGCUCAAUACAGAAGGGUUUCCACAAAACAAGAGAUAUCAUCGCGACAAAAGAUUUAUAUAAGUAAAUAAAAGAAUUUUAUCUCCUAAUAGUAAUUAUAAAUAAGGUUUUAACGCUCGUACGCUAAUGUGUCAAACUGCACGCGUGCUGUUAAAAUAUAAUGAAGAUAUAAAAGUAUUGUAUAUUUUAAAAAUUAUGUAUAAAAAGCAAGCUGUUCAAAAAUAGUAAAAUAAUUUUAUCGAAUUGUUGAUUUUCAGAUCCAUUAUGAUAAACCAAUCAAAUAUAGAAGAUGGCUAGAGAAAGUGAAAGAGAAAAGUAAAUACAUAAAAAUAAUGAUAAACAAAAAAAGUUUAGUAAAAAAAAAUACAUCGAUUAAAAAUAACAAAUAGUGUUGUCCCACCAGUACAAUUCAUUAAUAUCAUUUUAAUUGAUAAGCUAUGAUAAAUUAGUUAAUUUGAGAGUAAUAAUGCACAUUAUAUUUUAAAUAGUUGCGUUUAAGUUAGCUAAACCCAAAAGCUUGACUGAAGGUAUGAUGUGGUUAGAAAAAAUUUUCAAAUUGAAUAAAAAAUUAAUUGGAACGAGUGAAUUGAACGAUCAUAAAUGUACGAACGGUUGAGAUUAUUGUAUUCCUUGCCACGCGCUGCGCGAUAUCGAUUCUCCGUCCCGUGCCUCGACUAUUCAAAAAUUCAUUAACACUGUCCAUACCGAUCCGAACCGACAUUAUACCAUUAUGCUCACCAAAAUAGAAUACAUUAAUCAAUUAUAUCGAAAUUAGUUGCCUCUAUUUCACAAUUAUCGUCUUACUACAGAAUUUUUUUGGUAAACUGUUUUGAAGGUACCAAAUAACUUCACUUAAAUAAUGUUCAGGUAUGUUGAAGUCAUGUCUCAUAUUUGAGUAACUG
Molecule: messenger RNA, 2715 nt
Organism: Spodoptera litura
Lineage: Eukaryota; Metazoa; Arthropoda; Insecta; Lepidoptera; Noctuidae
Gene: tipE
Product: temperature-induced paralytic E
Biological process (GO): regulation of sodium ion transport
Cellular component (GO): plasma membrane
Molecular function (GO): sodium channel regulator activity
Source: RefSeq, a predicted model, not a curated record